AUGCCCACGGAGCUUGUCAACUACCCUGAGCUGCUGCAGUGCCUGAACGCCCCCCUGCUGAGCCAGGCCCAGUGCGAGGCCGCCUACCCCGGCCAGAUCACCGCAAACAUGGUCUGCGCUGGCUUCAUGGAGGGCGGCAAGGACUCCUGCCAGGGUGACUCUGGCGGCCCCGUGGUCUGCAACGGAGAACUCCAGGGCGUCGUCUCCUGGGGCUACGGCUGCGCCCAGAAGGGCAAGCCCGGCGUCUACACCAGGGUCUGCAACUACGUGGACUGGAUCCAGCAGACCAUGGCUGCCUACUGA
Molecule: messenger RNA, 303 nt
Organism: Condylura cristata (star-nosed mole)
Lineage: Eukaryota; Metazoa; Chordata; Mammalia; Eulipotyphla; Talpidae
Product: anionic trypsin-like
Exons: 3
Coding region: 1-303 (100 amino acids)
Biological process (GO): proteolysis
Molecular function (GO): serine-type endopeptidase activity
Source: RefSeq, a predicted model, not a curated record